Chaetomium globosum CBS 148.51 is the source of this 3744-nucleotide messenger RNA. RefSeq lists its product as uncharacterized. The transcript has 6 exons. The coding region runs from base 1 to 3744 and encodes 1247 amino acids. Gene Ontology annotation, molecular function: ATP binding; ATP hydrolysis activity. The record is from RefSeq and is a predicted model, not a curated record. NCBI's taxonomy places the organism in Eukaryota, Fungi, Ascomycota, Sordariomycetes, Sordariales, Chaetomiaceae.
AUGCCUGUCAAUAUUAUUGCGGCUGAGGAGAGCCGGGAGGGGGGAGCAUUGUGCUGUUCGGACGAGGCUCUAGGCCUUGCAGGUUCAGCGACGGCCGGGACGGAGGCGGUCGACUCGACCCCGGGGAACGCAACGCUGCCUUCCCUAGCUUCGAUUCAGAAUAAUGAGGAGGGUUUCCCAACCAAAGCAGCCGCUGGAUCCGACGAUCCGGCCGGAAAUGGCCAGAGGUUUUCGGCAAGCGGUGUUGACGGCUUCCCUGGCGAGAUCCAGGCCUUGAAGAUGAAGCUCCUUGAGCUCGAGCGACAAGCCCGGAACAAUGUGGCACCUGUGAAAAGAGAACAGUCGAGUCCGCGGCUGAUGGAGUAUCUCGAAGAAUAUAGGCGCAUGGAAGCCUGUCUCAAGAACCAUCGAAAAGAAUGGGAACGCGAGAUAGGGCCGGGCGGUUGGGGUAUUCGAGACAUACAUCCCCGCGAGUACAUGGAAUCGGGAGGUAUACAUGCUCUCGAACCGUUUGACAUCAACUGGGUCAUUCGAAAGGAACGCACCUACGAGCCACCGAGUCUCCUAGAACUCUCUGGCGAGGCGGAAGACGGCCAGGGGCAGAGCGGCGCCGACACUUACGAUGAAUUUGAUCAAAUUAUUGACUACGGCAGCCGCCGCGAUCGGCUUCGCAAGAACUUUGAGUGGGAAAUGGACCGCAUCUAUCUAGCUGAAGAAAUGGAUCGCCGCAGGAGACAGAAGGUCGAAGCGACCAAGGGGCAACAUCCCGGCGCGGAAGAAAAAAAGGGGAACCGUGCGAGAGACAAACUGCGCGGAAAAGACGCACAGUCUGACGACGCAGUACCAACGUCUCUUAGGUUUGCCCAGCCCCAACUCAACCGGGUAGAUUGGACCGGCUUCAAAAUGCUCUCUGCGGCCAGUGCUGUGGAGGAGAGGGAUGCAUUUGUCAUCGACAUUCUCAUGGGCGAGCCCAACGUUGACGACGACUUCGGUGGCAAUGCGCAUUGGUACGGCUUCUCGGGCCAAGCCCGCAGGCGGGUCGUCAUCCCGGAUUCCAAAAACUCCUCGAAUAUGCUACCUGGGCAGUUGCAGCUUCCUGAGAGAGUACGGAUCAACUCCGAGGCACUCAUCCAGAUUUUCAGUACAAUCUUGAAGAAUGAAAUGAAUCGGCCGACUGUUUUCAUCAGACCUUUCAAGGCCCUCUCUUAUUGCGAGCCAGCACUACGAGACUGGUGCACGGCCCUGGAGAAGAGGUUUGAGGCCGUGCCGGCCGCAGUAGGUGAGGAGACGCCCCAGGAGGGAGACGGCGAAGACGACAAGGCUGAGGACGAGCUUGACGGCAUAACCAAGUCGCCUACUGCGUUGGAGCACUUAAAAUGUCUUCUGAGCUUCGUGGACUCGGACAUAUCGGCCAAGCAGACGUAUCUCCGCAGCCCUGAUUGCCGCAAGGUUUUCUUUUCGGACCUGUGGCUGCUCUUCAGACCGGGGAUGGAAGUGACGGGCAGUGGCGGCAAGCAGGCCUACCGGAGGUGGUCUAGCAACACGGGGAGGCGCAAGACAACGCCGGCGUUCAGCAUUACGUGCAUCUACAUCGACUUCGACGGCAAGAGCCUGGGGCCGGUCUCCAAGGUCUUUGACUUUAAGAGGUUUGACGGCGAGAGGGACGUGACGUCCUUGGAGGUGUACCCUCUCCGCUUUCACCCCAUCAAGAAGGACGAGUUUAGCGACUCAGAGUGGGAGGCACUCGAGGCCCUCCCUGCCGACGAGAGAUACAGACGCAAGCUUAUACACCGAGGCGCCAAAUUUCUUGAGGUCGCCGGCGUGAAGCAUAUGUACUACGCCGGACCGACGCUGGAGGUGCGAGACGAGGUGGAGAGUCAGGUAGUGGUUGAUUUCGAAACGGCGUUUUCGGUCGAAGACCUCGCUCAGCAGAACUGGAAACCUGAGCUAAAGACGAUGAUCGGAAACCCAGGGAGUGAGGACGGCGAACAGGAUAUACAAGAUAAGACCUGUAACGCGGCCUGCUGUCGGCUGGACAACGUGCACGACGACUUUUAUGUGGACAAGAGGCAGGGGGAGGAGUAUGUUAAUGGCCUCCUUCCCGAAUCAGGUGCGGUAAACGAACAACCAUCGAUUGCCAUUAUUCCGCGGCCAUUGAAGGAGAUACGCAGUAGCAGCGGCAGUAUUCUCGUCUCGGAUGAUGAGCUAGUCAUCAUGUCGUACCGCGUCUUUGGUUUCGUCCUGCGCAGUCGCAAAUGGGCCAAGCUAGAUCUCUCAUACUUGACCGAUGUUCAUCUCCCGGCGGCCAAUGGAGGCAAGGACCGACAGGGCGGCACAGAGGAGGAGAAAAGUACCACGGCUUUUGACCGCCUCGUCCUUGAGGAGUGGCAUCGCCCCAUGAUCCUGGCCCUCAUCGCCCAACACUUCCGAGACAAGAAGGCGACGGGGGGGCAGACGGAGGAGUUUGACAUAGUCAAGGGAAAAGGUACUGGCGUUCCUCCACGGCUCAGCGUGCCGGUCGACAUGGUUGCCCGACUGACAUGGACUUGUGACCUUGGCACCACUGCCGAGGAGGUCGAGAAGGCCCUAGAGACCAACUUUGCGUUGGCCAGCAGGUGGGAUUGUAUCCUAUUGUUGGACGAGGCCGACGUUUUCCUCGCCGAGAGGACCAAGCUGGACUUUAAGCGGAAUGGACUUGUGGCAGUCUUCUUGCGCGUCAUGGAGUACUAUUCCGGCAUCCUCUUUUUGACAACCAAUCGUAUCGGCGACUUUGACGAAGCCUUCACGUCUCGCAUCCAUGUCAGCCUGUACUACCCCGAGCUGAACAAUGACAAGACCGUCCAGGUUUUCAAGCUGAACAUGAGCAUGAUUCGAGAUCGCUUUGCUAAGAAGGGGCGAAUAAUUGAAAUUGACGAAAUGGGCAUCGGCGGCUUCGCUGCCCAACAUUUCACCGCGCACCCGCAUGCUCGCUGGAACGGCCGGCAGAUCCGUAACGCCUGCCAAACGGCGCUGGCGCUAGCCGAGUUCGAGGCCCAAGGCAACAGCCACGAGCAGAUUCUCCGGCCUGACGCCGUCGUCAAGCUCGGGGUCAAGCAGUUCGAAGUUGUGCGCAACGCCUACCUCGAGUUUUCCAAGUAUAUGAACGCCCUAUACGGGUCUAACUCGGCGCGCCGUGCCAAGGAGGCGAAGUUGCGCGCCAUCUGGAUUGACGAGAACAACAAUGUCGUGGCCGGCCCUGGCGCCGCCGGCGCGGGCGGAAUGACCAUGGACAAGACGGCCUUCGGGGCCGCUUCCAGAGUCCAGCUGCGGCCCCUACCGCAACAGUGGCAUCAUCAGGCGCCUGCCGCGCAGGAGCAGCGCUAUACUGAUGUCAGGCACAGGCCACCAACACAGGCCGACCAGUUCUCACCCAGCGGCCAAUCUUGGGACAACCCCGGCGCGAGGACCGCUAGUCCCAGUACCAGCGCCAAAGCUAAUGCCAACGCCCCUUACCAAACAUCCUGGGAGGGACAGAACGACGCGUUGGCCGUGCCACAGCCGUCGCCAGUGGGAGGACAGCACUAUGAGCUAUCGCCACCGCCACAGCAGCAGCAGGCCUAUCCACCGGGGUUCGACCGGAACAUCCAAAGCAUGUACCAAGCCCUGGGUCCCCAGGCCGCCGGGCGGCUGUCACCGAGCAACCCUGGGCCGGGUAGUGGAAACGUCUAUGCCCCAAGGGCGGGUACUCCCGGGCAACAGUGGUGA